Salvia miltiorrhiza (redroot sage) is the source of this 1385-nucleotide messenger RNA. RefSeq names its product RNA-binding protein 2-like. Lineage: Eukaryota; Viridiplantae; Streptophyta; Magnoliopsida; Lamiales; Lamiaceae. The coding region runs from base 100 to 888 and encodes 262 amino acids. The record is from RefSeq and is a predicted model, not a curated record. The transcript has 5 exons. Gene Ontology annotation, molecular function: mRNA binding.
UUGAAUAUUAAAUCGAAAACUUCAUUAAUUUUCUCUAACCAAAGAUAAAACAUAAAACCCUAUUUUGAAACAAAAUUCAUCACAAUUCUUUUCCUUAAAAUGGGGGAUCCUUACUGGCGAUAUCCCGGCGCCGGAGGUCGUCCGUCAUCAUCGGAGAUAGGACACGUACCUCAGGCAACUUUUCCAGGCUACUUGUCGUCUGAACCUCAGGCAACUUUUCCAGGUUACUUGUCGUCUGAAACAUCAACUCUCGCCAAUUAUAAUGCGUAUAGCUCCGUUGAUCCACGGACUGCUUCCUCAGAUUUUUUACAUAAAGAUAUCAUAUCAUCCCGCUCUGGGGCAUAUGGCAUAGAUGACAUUCCUAGUGUCCGCGCCGAACCUGAUAUCACUGGAUUGGUUGCUGGAGCUAGCUACAGAGGCUACCCAUCUUCUUAUGAGGAUCCUAAUGUGUCAGUUCGCCAGAGAGAUGUUGCUUCAGGGAUCAACGCUGUAAAUCCUGAUGUUGGUUAUGACAAGCCCAGUUCCAUAACAAGGACUGAUGGCAAUACUGUUCCUGCAGCAGAAUCAAACAUUCUGUUUAUUGACGGGCUUCCAACUGACUGUACAAGAAGAGAAAUAGGACAUCUUUUUCGGCCAUUUAUUGGAUUCAGGGAAAUUAGACUGGUUCAUAAGGAGCCCAGACGUCGGGGAGACAAGGCCAUGGUGCUGUGUUUCGUCGAGUUCACCGAUGCAAAGUGUGCUGUUACUGCUAUGGAAGCCCUACAAGGUUUCAUCUUCAUCUCUCCCUCUUUUCAGUUUUCACCACCAACACAUCCCACCUUUUUGGAUAAUUUACCUGUUGCAGCCUACCAACACAAAAUAGGUUUUCGAUCUCACGUUCAUUUGUAAUGUCCCAUUCCAAUCAAGCCUCUAAACACGCAGGUUACAAGUUCGAUGACAAGAAACCAGAAGCCCCUCUUCUGAGAAUUCACUUUGCUCAUUUUCCUUUCCACCUACCAUCCGAUCGAGAUGACCCCCGAGCCGGAGUUCCUCGGUGACAAUCGAGGCAAAGCCCCAUCCGACAACAAAUAGGGUAAGUACAGUAGGAUCUCUCCCGUCGUGUUUUGAUUAAGAAGCCAUUGUGAAUCCACCACUUCUCUGUUCCAAAUGCAUCAUGGGUUGGCUGAUCUAGAAAAUGAUAAAUUAUAUAACCAUCUAUUCCUCUUUAUGCGUUGUUGCAUCAAGAAAGUUCUAUCUGCCUAUGAUCACCAACAGUAUUUGGAUAAAUAUAUAUAUAUAUGUAUCACAAUUGGAGAGAUUAUUAAUUAUUUUGCCAAGAAACUUGGAUGCUUCUUGUAGCUUUUGCUGUUGCAUUUCAAGAAUUCAUCUCAAAGAAUGGAUUUUUA